AUGCCCGGGGCUGGGCACCGAGGCGCAGCCUGGGCGAGAUGGCUGGGCACUGGGCUUUUGGGUCUCUUCCUGCUCCCUGUGUCCCUGUCGCUGGAGGUAUCUGUGGGAAAGGCCGCCACCAUCUACGCUGUCAACGGCACGGAGAUCCUGCUGCCAUGCACCUUCACCAGCUGCUUUGGCUUCGAGAACCUGCGCUUCUGGUGGUCCUACAACAGCAGUGAUACAUUCAAGAUUCUCAUAGAUGGGAUUGUGAAGAAUGAGAAGUCAGACCCCAAGGUGAAGUUGAAAGAUGAUGACCGCAUCACUCUGGAGGGCUCUGUGAAGGAGAAAAUGAACAAUAUUUCCAUUUUGCUGAGGAACCUGGAGUUCAGCGACACGGGCAAAUACACCUGCCACGUGAAGAACCCCAAGGAGAAUUAUCUUCAGCACCAGGCCACCAUCUUCCUCCAAGUUGUUGAUAAACUGGAAGAAGUGGACAACACAGUGACACUCAUCAUCCUGGCCGUUGUGGGUGGGGUCAUUGGGCUCCUCAUCUUCAUCCUGCUGGUUAAGAAGUUCAUCGCCUUCAUUAUCAAGAAGACUCAGGAGAAGAAGAAGGAGUGCCUCGUGAGUUCAUCAGGGAACGAUAAUACAGAGAAUGGGUUACAUGGCUCCAAGGCGGAAGAGAAAGCACCAACAAAAGUGUGA
Molecule: messenger RNA, 687 nt
Organism: Physeter macrocephalus (sperm whale)
Lineage: Eukaryota; Metazoa; Chordata; Mammalia; Artiodactyla; Physeteridae
Gene: SCN4B
Product: sodium voltage-gated channel beta subunit 4
Exons: 5
Coding region: 1-687 (228 amino acids)
Biological process (GO): regulation of sodium ion transmembrane transporter activity; regulation of ventricular cardiac muscle cell membrane repolarization; cardiac muscle cell action potential involved in contraction
Cellular component (GO): voltage-gated sodium channel complex; plasma membrane
Molecular function (GO): transmembrane transporter binding; sodium channel regulator activity
Source: RefSeq, a predicted model, not a curated record